This is a messenger RNA of Lactuca saligna, 888 nucleotides long. NCBI's taxonomy places the organism in Eukaryota, Viridiplantae, Streptophyta, Magnoliopsida, Asterales, Asteraceae. The record is from the annotation of a GenBank genome assembly.
AUGGAAGCCAUCAUGAAGCAAGUCAAACACCAGUUCAGACAAAAAGAUGAGCAAGAAGCAUCGUUAAUCAGACAGCUUGAAGAGGAGUAUCCACCACUACAAGCAGAUCAUAAAAAUAUAAAGAAAUGGUAUGUGAUAUUCAACGGAGAAAACAAAGGAGUCUACGAUGAUUGGGGAAUCACCAAUUCAUAUAUUCUUGGAAAAAAUGUCAUUCAUAAAAGCUACAAAACAAAAACCGAAACAGAAGCCGCAUACAAUGAAGCAUACAAAGUCGUAAUAAGAGAUAAUGUCGAAUGUUCGAAAACAAUCCUUCUUGCACCACAAAAACCUGUAUCCAUCCCAAAAUCUCCUAAUCAACUCCAUGCUAAAAUCGCCCUCGAAGUUAUUCCGUCAACCAAAGAAAAAGAAGCUAUGAAAAAACCAACUGCCCAAAAAUUUUCUAAACUAUGGGGAAGCCUCAUUUCAUACACCGAUGUCCAUUCUUUAAUGGGUUUCUACCCAGUAGCUAGGCGCCCAGGCCCCAAAGCAGUUUUUCUAGCCGAUUUAUCAGUCCCCAUGACCUUAUGGGAUUAUUUUAUUCAUGGAUUUAUCGAUACCAUUUACUUAGAAGGAACUAAUCUUCACUGCAUCAGCGAAUUUCCAUCAUCUGUACAAACCGUAAUAAGAAAUUAUAAGGCACGCUUUGCCAAGCAAGAACGAGGAUUAUUUAUAAAAAUGCAUUCUAGCUAUCCAAUCUUUGAUGAAGACAAACAACUACUUGUCCCAAGCAUUACCUUCGCAAACAAGGGAAUUAGCAACGGCUUAAAACCAACAAAAGAUGACCUACCUCAUGAUGAACCCACACAAGACCAUCUGAUUUUUGCAUUAGCCAGAGUCUACCUGUCAUAA